Drosophila miranda is the source of this 1019-nucleotide messenger RNA. RefSeq names its product low-density lipoprotein receptor-like. The record is from RefSeq and is a predicted model, not a curated record. Bases 19 to 486 code for a protein of 155 amino acids. Gene Ontology annotation, molecular function: protein binding. Lineage: Eukaryota; Metazoa; Arthropoda; Insecta; Diptera; Drosophilidae. The transcript has 3 exons.
UGAAGGGGGAAUGGUGACAUGAAUAAGGAAUGCGUACCCGCCUACUGUCGCUGUGACAGCGAAAAGGACUGCCUGGACAAGUCGGAUGAAGUGGGAUGUCCCACAUGCCGGGUGAAUCAGUUCAGCUGCCAGUCAACCGAGGGCAGAGACAAGACUCUGAUCUGCGAUGGUACCACCAGUGACAACUGUGACAAUGUCCACGAUGAGGCCGACUGCUGCAAGCGACCUGAGAGUUUCAGUGUCCCAUCAACCAGCUUUGCAUCGGCCGCCCUGCUCUGCGAUGGCCCUGCCUCGGAUAUUUUCGCGCACCGAGACAAAAAUCGGGCUUUAAUGGCUCCAUCGAAGAAAUUAAGUAAGCAGGAAGCACGCCGUCAAGCACUCCCUUUUAAAGACUUUAAAAAUGCAAUAGAGAACCUGCCGGCUAAGCCAUAUGAGGUGCAACGCGACCAAGCUGCGGAUGAAGAUGGAGCGAAAGACUAUGGAUGAGUAUGCCAGGCAACUACUACCACAAUGCCUUCUACAAGGACCCAAGGUCCGAAGGCGACACCAGUUUAAGGUACGCGCUUGUCCCCAACGAACGAAGGACAAGUUGCUCAGUAUGCCAAAAGCGGAAGAGGAUGAUUCGCCCGAAGAGUUUCAGCAUGAAUAGGCAAGCCUUUGCAAAGUACGCGGACAAGGAAACAAAACCGAAACAAAUAAGCACGGAAGAAGUCAAGCCUUCUACAUAUAUUCCCUGAGGCAAAUCCUGCUUUUAUGGCGAAGUUGCUAGCAUCUGGCUAUCCCGUUAACGCGUUAACUCCCGUUAAGUGCUGUAUCCAAAAUAGAAAUACGACUGUUGCAUUAUUGGUAAUUCAAUAUUUUAUAAACUUAAUUUUUUGGCUCGUUUUGUCCUACGGUAGUUACAAUAAGUUUAUUAUUUAAUUAUACUGUAUAUCUGUCUGUGCGUGUACGUGUACGUGUAUGUGUAUAGUUAUGGUUAUUGGUAUGGGUGUAACUAUAAAAUACAAUCACAAAAUGUA